AUGAGCGACAUCCUGCCAAGUUGUCUACUCACUAGCUUCGCAUCCCCGGCCAUGUGGAACUAUCUGAAAUUCUUAGAUAGCUUCUACCUGAUCUUCUGCGGUUCGGGCGCCCAAAUUCUGGUGGCGUCGCCGACAGCAAAGCUUUUGCCUGCGCAGAUUGCAAACUCUCCUGCGACCCGGCCAUUUGCUGCUACCCCCUUCAGCCUCAUCAGCAACACAACGACCAUUACUGAUGCGCGCCGCCAUCGUCGAUCGCCCACUUGCAUCUUCAAGUGA
Colletotrichum lupini is the source of this 276-nucleotide messenger RNA. RefSeq lists its product as uncharacterized. The record is from RefSeq and is a predicted model, not a curated record. Lineage: Eukaryota; Fungi; Ascomycota; Sordariomycetes; Glomerellales; Glomerellaceae. The transcript has 3 exons. The coding region runs from base 1 to 276 and encodes 91 amino acids.